Molecule: messenger RNA, 1523 nt
Organism: Tricharina praecox
Lineage: Eukaryota; Fungi; Ascomycota; Pezizomycetes; Pezizales; Pyronemataceae
Exons: 3
Coding region: 129-1253 (374 amino acids)
Source: RefSeq, a predicted model, not a curated record
AUAACAACAAUAACAACAAUAACAACAAUAACAACAACGCAGUCAACAUUGUUCUAGUGACCGUCCAACGCACGGUGAUAAUAAUCGUCGACGGCCAGGCGCAGCAGCGGGGGCGGGGGCCGGAGCAGAUGGUGACCAAGACACAGACGAUGGGAGAAGAGGGCGCUGGGGCAACGGCUACGAAAUAUGUGACGAACGGCCAAAUUGAGUACAUCACCGAGACGCUUGUGGGUACCGGUAGCGGUACCGCGACCGAGGCCACAGCGACAGCGGAGGCCGUGCUGGAGGCAGAGAAGAAAGUAGCCGAUGCAGCAGCAGCGGAAGAGGCAGCGGCUGCGGAGUUAGCGGAUGCGGUGGCCGCUGGAGAUGCGAAAGAGGCGGCGGCCGCCAAGGAGGCUGAGGACGCGGCGAAGGCGGCAAAGCUUGCGGCGGAGGAGGCGCUGAAGCUCGAAGAGGAGAAGGCGGCUGCGAGUGCGCAGGACCCGGCGCUGGCGGAGCUGGAACAGAAAGUUGCGGACGAGGUGGCGAAGGAGAAGACUGCCGCGAUGCAGGCGGAGGAGGCGCUUGCUGCUGGGGAUAAAGAGGCGGCGGCCGCGGCGAAGGUGGCGGAAGAGGAGGCGAAGGCGGCGAAGGAGGCGGCACAGGCGGAACUCGCCGCUGGGGAGAAGAAGCUCGCCGAGGAUGCCGCGGCAGCACCAGCCGCCGGAGAGCUUGCGCAGACAAUUGAGGACGAGGCUGCUAAGGAAGCGGCGGCGGCGAAGCUGUUGGAGGAGGCGCUCGCAGCUGGCGACGAAGAGGCGGCGGCUGCUGCAAAGCUGGCCGAGGAGGAUGCGAAGGCGGCAAAGGAGGCUGCACAGGCAGAACUCGCCGCUGAGGAAGCCGCGGCCGCCGAUCCCCCAGCGGCAGAGGAUCCAGCUGCGGCUAAGAAGGCUGCGAAGGAGGCGGCAAAGGCCGCAAAGAAGGCUGCGAAGGCGCAGGAGAAGGCCGCCAAGGAGGCUGCUAAUGACCAUACUGCCGCUGCUGACAAGGCUGCCAAAGAAGCUGCCGCUGCUGAGCAGGCCGCUGCCGAUAAGGCUGCCGCCGAUAAUGCCGCUGCAGAUAAUGCCGCCGAAGAGGUAGCUGCCGAAGCUCCCCCAGCUGCUCACGAGCCCCCAGCCGCCGAGGCCCCGCCCGCCGCCGAAGAAGCUCCCGCAGCUGCUCAUGAGGCUCCUGUCGCAACUGCUCCCCCGGUCGCAGCUGCGCACCCCAUGUAACCUGCCACUUUAGCGACCAUUAUUUCCUUCUGUUCGAGUCAUGUCAUGUAUCUGUGUUUGAGCAUUCUUAUUGUGUAAUCUAUCUAAACGGGAGGAAAAGGUUGGAAUCGGAUUUGGAAAUGGACUUGAAAUUGUACGACCAUAGGUGGCGUCUGGUAACCUGCAUAUGUGAGACGUCUGAGAGUUCUAUGUAACGUGCAAGGCCUGUUUGGGGGGUGCGUCGAACGCCGCAUUGAGACUGUCACUCGAUAUCCGCUACCCGCCGGCUGU